AUGACUUCUACCGAUUCCUACAUUGCCAUUCCGGGCUCGGUGGCGUUCUCCCGCUCUCGCGGACAUGCCAUUGCUGCGAGCCUGGGUGUCAAGGAUGUCCGGGCCCAGUGGGUUCACUAUGUGCAUACUUCUCAACCUCUCAAUGACUCGCAGCGUGCUGUUCUCGAGCAGCUCCUGCAAUACGGCGACAUCACCGAUAUUCCCCCCACCUUCAACUCCACCGACGGUCAAUCCGAUACCUUCUACAUUUUCCCCCGAACCGGAACUAUCUCGCCCUGGAGCUCUCAAGCCACCGGAAUUGCCCAGGUCUGUGGUCUGCGUCAAUGUGUUUUGCGCAUCGAGCGGGGCUUGAAGAUCUCGUGCCUUCGCGAUGGAGCUCAAGACUACAAAGACGGGUACAAGGAUCUCCUGCAUGACCGCAUGACCCAGAUCAUCAGCGAUGAGGAGCCUGACCUGCAAUUGAUGUUCUCUGAGCAUGAUAUGCAACCCCUCAAGACUAUCUCCUUGCAAGGCGGUGAUAAGUCUCCCAAGGAAAUCCUCCAGGAGGCUAACAAGGAGUUGGGUCUUGCACUGGAUGAGUCUGAGAUUGAGUACUUGGCUGAGGCAUAUGGCCCGAAUGGUGCUAUUGCCCGCGAUCCCACCGAUGUCGAGUUGUUCAUGUUCGCCCAGGUCAACUCAGAGCACUGUCGUCACAAGCAGUUCAAUGCCUCGUGGGUCAUUGAUGGCAAGCAAAUGCCCAACAGCCUUUUUGCCAUGAUCCGCAACACCCACAAGAAGCACCCUGAGCACACUAUCAGUGCCUACAGCGAUAACUCUGCUGUCCUGGAAGGUUCUGAGGGUGCUUUCUGGGCCCCCGACCCGACCACUGGAGAGUGGACCCACACCAAGGAAGUUGUUCACUUCCUCGCCAAGGUCGAAACCCACAACCACCCUACUGCUGUGUCUCCCUACCCAGGUGCUGCUACCGGUGCUGGUGGAGAGAUCCGUGAUGAGGGAGCUACUGGUCGUGGAUCUCGCCCAAAGGCCGGUUUGUCAGGUUUCUGUGUGUCUGACCUCUUGAUCCCCGGCUUCAAGCAACCCUGGGAACUUGAUGUCGGCAGGCCCAACCACAUCGCAAGCAGCUUGGAUAUCAUGCUGGAGGCUCCUAUUGGUAGCGCUGCUUACAACAACGAGUUCGGUCGCCCUUGCACCGGUGGUUACUUCCGCACACUUCUCACUGAGAUUGAUAUUGGAAAUGGCCAGAAGGAAGUGCGCGGAUACCACAAGCCCAUCAUGAUUGCUGGUGGUGUCGGCACUGUUCGUCCUCAGCACGCAUUGAAGAACCCUGAUAUCGUCAAGCCUGGUUCUUUCCUUGUUGUCUUGGGUGGCCCUGCCAUGCUUAUUGGUCUUGGAGGUGGUGCUGCCUCCAGUAUCACUUCCGGUGAGGGUUCCGCCGACCUUGACUUUGCCAGUGUUCAGCGAGGAAACGCUGAGGUCCAGCGCAGAGCUCAGGAAGUCAUUAACGCCUGUGUUGCAAUGGGCGACCACAACCCCAUCAAGUUCAUUCACGACGUUGGUGCUGGUGGUCUGUCUAACGCCCUUCCUGAGCUGAUCCACGAUUCCGGUCUUGGAGCUAAGUUCGAGCUGCGUGAGGUUGAUAGCACUGACAAGAGCAUGAGCCCCAUGCAAAUCUGGUGCUGCGAAGCCCAGGAACGUUACGUUCUCGCCGUUGGUGAGGAUAGCAUGAACAAGUUCACUGCUAUUGCUCAGCGCGAACGCUGCGGUUUCUCCGUUGUUGGCCGUGGCGGUGGUGAGACUGAGGAGGACAAGAGACUCAUCCUUCUUGAUCGUGAUUCUAAGGAAUACCCAUCUCCCAUCGACCUGCCCUUGUCUGUGUUGUUUGGCAAGCCUCCUCGCAUGACCCGAACCGUCGACUCGCGCAAACUUACUUUGCCCGCCGUCGAUUCCAGUCUCACCAAGUAUUUGCCUUCGCUCUCUACCAAGGUGGAGCUGGUAAACGAGGCCGUCAACAGAGUUCUGUCUCUGCCUGCCGUUGGCUCCAAGUCUUUCUUGAUCACAAUUGGUGACCGCACUGUCGGUGGUCUUACUGCCCGUGAUCAGAUGGUCGGCCAGUGGCAGACUCCCGUCGCCGAUGUUUCGGUUACUGCCACCUCUUUGCUCCAGGGUGUGAAGACUGGUGAGGCCAUGGCCAUGGGUGAGAAGCCUACUUUGGCAUUGAUCUCUCCUGCUGCUUCCGCCCGUAUGGCCGUUGCUGAGUCCCUGAUGAACCUUGCUGCCGCUGAUCUGGUUGACCGUCUCAGCCAAGUCAAGUUGUCUGCCAACUGGAUGUCCGCCAGCAGCCACCCCGGUGAGGGCGCAGCUAUCUAUGAGGCCGUUGAGGCUAUUGGUUUGGAGCUUUGCCCCAAGCUUGGUAUCAGUAUUCCCGUUGGAAAGGACUCCAUGUCCAUGAAGAUGAAGUGGAAGGACGAAGCCUCAAAUGAGGCCAAGGAGGUCACAGCGCCUAUGUCGCUCGUCGUCUCUUCCUUCGCUCCUGUCGGCGAUUUCCGCAAGACCUGGACCCCCGCUCUCCGCAGCUAUGAGGAGGUCGGUGAGACUGUUCUCAUGUUUGUUGAUCUUGCCUUCGGUCGCAAGGCCCUUGGUGGCUCGGCUCUUGCUCAGGUCUUCAACGAAGUCGGUUCUGAGUGCCCUGACAUCCGCAAUGUCGAGAUCUUCCGUGACUACUUCGAUGCGACCCAACAGCUUCAGGAGGCUGGCAUUGUUCUUGCCUACCACGACCGUUCCGAUGGUGGUCUUUUCACCACUCUCGCUGAGAUGAUGUUCGCCGGUCGCUGUGGUGUUGAGAUCAUGACCGACAACUACGCCGCGUCCUUCAACACCCCUGAUGUUGUCGACGCACUCUUCAACGAGGAGCUUGGUGCCGUCUUCCAGGUUCGCAAGGAGCACGAGAUUCAAUUCCGUUCCUGCUUCGCCACCUGUGGCCCCCCCGCCGGCCUGAUUCACAAGAUCGGUCGCGUUUCUGAGAAGAAGAAGCAGGACUUGGUCAUCUACCACAAGGCUUCUCUCAUCUACCGCAACAAUCGCGCAAGCCUCCAGCAGACCUGGGCGAAGACUUCCUACCAAUUGCAGAAGAUCCGUGACAACGCCGAGUGUGCUGAGCAAGAGUUCGAGAACAUCUUGGACAAUGCCAACCCCGGUCUGUCCUGGAACCCCACCUUCGACCCCAAGGACCGUGGUUUGCCCUUCAUGACCAGCCUUUCCCAGUACUCGCCCUUCACCAACAAGCCUCGCGUUGCCAUUCUGCGUGAGCAGGGUGUUAACAGUCAGGCUGAGAUGGCCUUCGCCUUCCAGACUGCCGGCUUCUCCGCCGUGGAUGUUCACAUGACCGACAUCAUCUCUGGUCGCGUUUCUCUGGCCAGCUUCGCCGGUCUUGCCGCCUGUGGUGGUUUCUCAUACGGUGAUGUUCUGGGUGCCGGUCAAGGUUGGGCCAAGUCUGUCCUCCUGCACGAGAACACCCGUAAAGAAUUCCAGGCCUUCUUCGAGCGCCCCGAUACCUUCGCUCUUGGUGUCUGCAACGGUUGUCAGUUCCUGUCUCGCGUUAAGGCGCUGAUCCCCGGCACUGCCAACUGGCCCAGCUUCGAGCGCAACACCAGCGAGCAAUACGAGGGCCGUGUCUGCAUGGUUCGCGUGUCUGACCCUGACCCAUCCAACCCUAGUGUCUUCUUCCACGGUAUGGACGGCUCUUCGUUCCCCAUUGCCGUUGCCCACGGCGAGGGACGUGCCUCAUUCGCCGGCACCCCCGGCACCACUGCCGCUGACUUCGUCCGUGAGGGCCUUGCCCCUGUCCGCUUCGUUGACAACGGCUCCCUCAAGCCCACCACCCGCUACCCCUUCAACCCCAACGGUAGUCCCGAGGGUAUCGCCGGUGUGCGCAGUCCUGACGGCCGUGUCCUGGCUAUCAUGCCUCACCCUGAGCGUACUGUUAUGAACGGAAUUGCCAGCUGGUUGCCUCAGGAGGCUGAGAACUGGGGUGAGAUUGGUCCUUGGGGACGUAUCUUCUUCAGUGCUAGACGCUGGGUCGGUUAG
Messenger RNA from Penicillium verhagenii, 4083 nucleotides. RefSeq names its product phosphoribosylformylglycinamidine synthase. The record is from RefSeq and is a predicted model, not a curated record. Gene Ontology annotation, molecular function: phosphoribosylformylglycinamidine synthase activity. Gene Ontology annotation, biological process: 'de novo' IMP biosynthetic process. The coding region runs from base 1 to 4083 and encodes 1360 amino acids. The transcript has a single exon. NCBI's taxonomy places the organism in Eukaryota, Fungi, Ascomycota, Eurotiomycetes, Eurotiales, Aspergillaceae.